Molecule: messenger RNA, 1047 nt
Organism: Sphaerodactylus townsendi
Lineage: Eukaryota; Metazoa; Chordata; Lepidosauria; Squamata; Sphaerodactylidae
Product: phospholipase A2 inhibitor and Ly6/PLAUR domain-containing protein-like
Exons: 5
Coding region: 77-676 (199 amino acids)
Source: RefSeq, a predicted model, not a curated record
GCCGGCUGAAACACUCUGAAGAUCAGAGAAUCCAGGUGAUCCACUCUUGACAGCCUCACAAACUCUGAACGGCAUCAUGACAAUUCCUGGUACCCUCUUCCUCUUUGCAAUUUUAUUUGCCAUAGCGAGAACAGGGUUUCCUAUUCAGUGUGAGGUGUCUCUCAGAGUCACAACACGUAACCAACGGAGUACCUCUCUCCGGAACUGCGGUCCCGAGUUUGACACCUGUCAAUCAUUGGUGAUUGAAGCAACACGGUUUGGAAAGACAGUGAGAACCGUUAAAAAGUUCUGCUCAACGAAAGCGAGCUGUGUUCCUGGUGCAGUAUUUAUGCAUGUUGAGAAAGGACUGAAGGAGACUGGACAUAAUCUCUGCUGUUCUACCAAUGGUUGCAACACUGUGGUUCCUCCAGUGCCAGUUUGGAAUGAAACCCCCAAUGGACUCUGGUGCCCUUCAUGUAGCGUUCAGCAUCCUGACAAAUGCGAGAAAGAGACCACCCGUUGCAAAGGAUUGGAAAACCAGUGCUUUAAAAGGACGAUAGGUAAUAACGUCCACAUGGGCUGUGCCACUGAAGCUUUCUGCGCCAACUCUGCUCAUGCCAGGAUCACCAUUACGAAUACCCAAGGGGUGCAGAUGAGUCGUCAUGAGAUAGAAUGCAGCAGAGCCCCCCAAAUGUAACGUCGGGGUCCAAAGUGCCAUCCCUGAAAUAUACACAAGAAAAAGCCAGAAUGAUUCGCAAAGCUCUCAGCCGCUUUCAGUUCGGUAAAUCAGGGCAUUUGGCCAAACAAUAGACCACUGAAAUAAUUUCCAAUUGGUGUGUCAUUUCCAAUUAACCUACCCAAAUGGCCAUGUUAAUUUGUGACGUUGAAUGAAGACCGCCUGCAAAAUAUUGAUGGGAUCAACUUUCACAAUGAUAAUUAUGCACACUUGCUUUGCUUUCUUCUUGCACAUUUGCAGUUAAUGUUGAAAUCCUGUUCUUUUGAUCGUAGAAUGUCUUUGGUAAGCUGUACAAUCAAUGUUAUGCAAAUAAAUAUAUUCUGAAAAAGCAA